CAAAUGGUCACAUCCAUAUUGAUCAGGCCACACACCAAACGAGAGCAAACGAACAUCAAAUGCUGUUGAGGAAUGGUGCGCACCGUUUUAGAGAAACGUGUCGUUAAAUUCAAAGCGUCACGCAACGUGGCAAACGUUGAAUCGAACAGAAAGCUGACCGCACUCGCUAUGGGAAAUCCCUAGCCUUGUAGAUUCACUUCCGUUUUAGAUAGCUUUAUAUAAACUGCAACCCUUCUGUUCUGGAUCAUCAUCUUCAUUGCUGUAGUUCUACAAAUAUGUUUUCUCUACUCGUCUGCGUUAUAGCUGCCUCCUUGCAAUGUGGGCUCACACAGGAAAUGCCUACCCAAGAGGUGAAGUCCGUUUGUGGAGAGGACUCAAUUCUGAAAUGUAAAGCAAUAUGUAAGCCUGGGGUCCAGUACCGGGCAGUGAGGUGGUACAAGCUCGGUGAGGAGCCCUCUAAAAAGGAGUCUGGUCUAUUGAUGAAGAGGCUAUCACAUAACGGCACCACCCAAUGGUACGCCGGUCUGGAGCGUGAAGUGAAACUUUUGGCUGAUGAUUCUUUCGAUAUCUUCCUGCCCAAUGUAACGGCUGUUGAUAGCGGGAGGUAUAAGUGUCUCCUGGCAGCACCUGUAGGAGAGCAGAACCAGGAGGGGCAGGUUCACCUCAGAGUGACAGGUUGCCUUGAGUCCACAGACCAAUCAGAAGAAAGGGACACCAUCCUAGUUCUUUCCAUUGUGGGGCUUGUGGCAGCAUUGCUGAUAUUCACCAUCAGCUAUGUCAUCUUAAGGAAUAUGUUAUUGCAAAGGAGUAAGAAGUAUCCACAAGAACCACUUCUAGAUGCACCCCUUGAGAAGAAGGAUUUAAUGUUGAUCUACACUCUGGGGCCAAACUGGUCAGGACAGGGUUCCAUAAAACAUGUCUGUGUGUGAGAGCCUGUUCUGCUAGUUUGGGCUCAUUGGAUACUUGAAUGUGAAGAGGAAACGCAGAGAAAGACUAGGGCACUUUUAAAGCUGAGCAAGGAGCCUAAGAGUCAUGUCUACUUUCCAGGAGAAGAGUUCACCUCUAGAGCAGAUGGAGGCAGACAACCCUCUGGCCGGUCCUGUAGAACUAAGAUGUGUAGGCUUUUCAAAGAAAUGAAACAAACAGAAGCCUACACCCUUUCACUCAGACAGCCAAACAGCAAUACAGCCAGGCUAAGGCAGCAGUUCUCCAGCAACGACUGCCUGUCUGCAGCAUUCACGCGCCUGUGAUGCACAAGGAGCAGGGCCUGGUGAAGGGACCCCACAAUCUAAGCCCCAAGAUCUAACCCCAAGAAGGAGCUUCAGAAAGGGGUGAAGGAAUGGUCCACGAUGAGGAGUCAUAUUGGACAGUUGCGCCAUGGCAACGUUGGGGUUAAUUCCAUUCACAUCUUAGCCAAACCAGGAAUUGAAAUUGACAUUGAGUUUUGAACUGGGAAAUGACCAAUGUGUACAGAAUUGAUCUUUUUGAAUUUCUGCACAGAGAAAUGAACCCAACCUUGACUGCAUUCCAUCUGAGCCAAGCAAGGCUCCCAAUGAGCUCUAAUGUUUUAGGCAUACUUUAGAUUUUUUGCUAGGCCAAAACAAUACAUGAUGAAUUUUUUUAAUGCAGAAACAAAAAAUAAAAUUGUCUUCCGCCAAGCAAACCAUAAGUAAAGGGGCUUGAAAAACUGGCUAAAAGAAAUUGGCAGAAAAUGAAACAUAAAAAGUUCUGUAAAUAAUGUUGUAAAGUAUCACAAGUACAUGUACUGUGUGUUCUGAAAUAUCACUGUUUUAGAUAAAUGCUGUCUUACCUUUUAAGAUGAGUCCUCACUUUUGUAGUCACCACAGUUUGAGUGUCUUUCUGAGAAUGUGUGGUCUCUUUCAGUCAUCUCAUGUUAUUCGGGUUAAUCUAAAUGUUUUUAUUUAUUUUUAUUUUACCAUUUACAGAUGUUCACAGACUAGAUAACAUUGAUCAAUAUAACAUUUAAGAAAACAUACUAUUUCAUAUUUCAUAUUAAAAAUAAUACAUUGAAGUUUGUUAUAUAGUACAUUGUAUUUGGAAUUUAUAGUGAAAUAAUCUGGCAAUGAUUUGUAGGAGAGCACAAAAUGUCUGUCGAUUAAAUGAAUUAACUAUAUUCAUUGGAUGGCGGUUUUGAUUUUUAAAUAAAUAUGUACAUAAUUUAUUUCGCAUAAAUAAUAACUUUCACAUGAACAGGAUGUUCAACUCCUACCACCUCUUAACUGAUAUUUUUGUCAUUGUCAAUCUUCUUUGAGAAUCAUCCCAACACAUUACAAGGCGGAAACAUAGCCCUGUAAA
Molecule: messenger RNA, 2316 nt
Organism: Coregonus clupeaformis (lake whitefish)
Lineage: Eukaryota; Metazoa; Chordata; Actinopteri; Salmoniformes; Salmonidae
Product: CD83 antigen-like
Exons: 5
Coding region: 276-929 (217 amino acids)
Source: RefSeq, a predicted model, not a curated record